Chelmon rostratus (copperband butterflyfish) is the source of this 1763-nucleotide messenger RNA. RefSeq names its product nanos homolog 1-like. The coding region runs from base 101 to 784 and encodes 227 amino acids. Gene Ontology annotation, cellular component: perinuclear region of cytoplasm. Gene Ontology annotation, molecular function: zinc ion binding; mRNA binding. Gene Ontology annotation, biological process: oogenesis; negative regulation of translation. Lineage: Eukaryota; Metazoa; Chordata; Actinopteri; Chaetodontiformes; Chaetodontidae. The transcript has a single exon. The record is from RefSeq and is a predicted model, not a curated record.
AGGAGAGUAGAUCCCGUCCACAGACUACCCAUGCUGACAGACACACCGUCCGAAACGCCUAUUCACCUCUGUGGGCAUUAAACUCUGCAGCUCUGACAGGAUGGAUUUUCUUGACCGCGAGUACCUGGAAGCGCGGUCUCCGUAUGAUUACACCUUUAAUUUCUGGAACGACUACCUCGGCCUGUCGACACUUGUCGCCAAAAACAAGAUCAACAGCCCGUCCUGCAGCCCCAACUCUAUAACCGAGUCUCUUAAAGCGACCCUGGGCUUGGAGGACGACUCCCCGGUUUGCUCCUGCGUAAUUGGGCACGGCAGGGACAGCGACGGACACUUGGAAUGCUGCUGCGCGGCCCCCGGCUCUCCGCCGAUCUCCAUCUAUGAUCUCAAGGAGCGCAUCUCGCUUCUCAGGCCGUACGAACACCUUGCUGGUGAUUCGCCGCUGGGAGACAGAGAUUCGCCCUCUUACAGGGGCAGCUUCGCCGGCCUCGACCUGCUCUCCAUGGACAGAAGGCGCAAACAGACUCAGAGGGGCAAGCCGGAGCCGAAGGUGUGCGUCUUCUGUCGGAAUAAUGGCGCGCCGGAGGAAGUUUACGGCACCCAUAUCCUGAAGACAGCGGACGGCAGAGUCCUGUGCCCCAUCCUACGGGCAUACACCUGCCCCCUCUGCAGCGCCAACGGCGACAAUGCGCACACCAUCAAGUACUGCCCGCUUUCUAAAGAUCAGGCGAGCCAGAGGGUGGCAAAGGGGGGCAGAGCGAUUGGCAAAAGGCUGAAAAUCUUCUAAGCGAGGAGAUGAAUGAAGUUUGAGUUGCACUGUAAAUUACUAGUGUGUAUGGCAGUAAUUUUGCCCCAUUUCAUGCACAAGACAAGUCUGGAGAGGAAGAUUUUAAGAAAUUAAGAUUUUUAUUGAUUUUUUUGUAUGUGUCACUGCUUCAUUUGUAAUGUUUUCGUCUAUCUUGUAACUCUAUGGGCACAUAGUUUACACUUGGACGCACUGCGCGCAAUGUUUCCCCCCCUGCAGCACUCUUGAGGACUUGGUGAUUAAAAAUGAACCAAAGUACUGUACAGAUCGACCUGUGAAUGACCACCUUCAUGCUGUAAUCAGAAGUUGCUGUGUUUCAAGAAGCACAGUGCCAGUGCAAACAGCCCUGUGCAUGUCAGCGGGCGGCUCUGGGUUUAUGAGAUGCCAACAUAAAUGAAUAUGCAGCACUCCUGAUAUGAAUGUCUAGUCCCAUAGUUCAUUGGUCCAUGGGUGGAAGAAGUCUGACAGGCCAUGCAAGAUAUACUCCUUUAUAUCAAGCACAUUUUUUUCCUGAGAUAAAUGUUUUCUACCAAAGGAAUACACAUUUUGUAUUGAAAAUUAGCCUAAAGGUAAUUUCUGUAUUGUUUAUAUGUUGGAUGUCUUAUAUUCUUUACGUGAUUUUAUGUGGAUAGUAUUUUGCAGAUUUCAACUGAAUGUAAAACAGCGGAAGGUAGAUCUGACAUGCAGUUUACCUACAUGCUCUUCAAGUGGCUCCAAGCUCUAUUAUUUCAGUUUACUGUCAUAACUUUAAAAAAAAAAAAGGAUGAUGAAUUGACUUUUUCACAUGGAAACGAUUUCCUGCAAUUCUUGUAAAUGUAUUAAAGGGGUGAACAAUUUUAGCAAAGAAAAGCCUGACAUUCCAAAGUCUUUAUCUGUCAAUAGAAAUGUUUUUAUUUUUACCUUAUGUAUCAUUGGGAAGUAUAUUCACUGUAAAUGACCUCUGAAUAAACAUGUAAUUUGC